CGUCAUUAACAGUCUCGACCCUUUCGAGUCCGGCAUGCCCAUCUAUGCAGGGGUUCCCUCACAUCUGUAACGCGUCUCAGCCUCAGCCCUACCCUACCAACACCAAACCCAACCUUCAUGCCUCAACCCCGUCUCGUCUCAGCAUGAACUCCUACUCCAGCAACCAAUUCCUAGAAAAGGUAAGUCCUCUCCACAAUCGCUCACCGCCCGCAUGCGUUCGCAUCGGAACGCCAAUCUUCCAUGCGGCACAUCCACGCUCACACCUCGCACGACGCACGGGAAGCUCGGCAUGGCCCCCUUCUCCUACGCCCCCGCUCGUUGGCUAGUCAACACGUUCGUCGUGCUCUUACAGUACAUCGGACUUGUAACUCCUGCAUGAGCUACUCCCCAAACGGCACUUUCCAGCCCCACGCGUCACCGCGAUUCGAGCACACCACUCCUGCGUCCGGGUCGCUGGGUGCCGACCGCAAGCAUGAAGCCAGGCCGCAUGCAUGCGUGAUGCCGGACAGGCAGGCAGGAGGGGGCUUUAAGCCCACGGCCGUUCACGUUCAGCCUGAGUUGCGCUUUUCUGCCUCCGCACGCCUCGUCAGGCUAAUUCCAUUCUUUUGCUUGCUUGUCGCUUGCUUUCGCUUCGGUAGCGCUCUGGGAGCUGCUUGCUGGCCAGCUGGUUCUGGGUUUAUCCUUUACGCUCGUUUGUUUGUUUGAAGAGAAGGGAAGAUGGGCGCUGGGAGUAUUGCGUUGACGGGACUGAGGGUGUUGGUUGU
Molecule: messenger RNA, 764 nt
Organism: Trematosphaeria pertusa
Lineage: Eukaryota; Fungi; Ascomycota; Dothideomycetes; Pleosporales; Trematosphaeriaceae
Exons: 1
Coding region: 241-705 (154 amino acids)
Source: RefSeq, a predicted model, not a curated record